AUGCAGCAAGCACAGUCAGAACUUUCGCAAUCUACGAGUUCAACUGGUACCAACCCUACCACCACCCACUCAACAAAUCCGAGAAAACGAUCGGCUCCUCCUCUGUCACCUUCUGAGAAUCCGGAGUAUGGCUCUCCAGGCUCACCCGAAAAUUCGGCAAACUAUUCGCUUCCUGCACCUCCCUUACGAAGCAGCGCUGUGCCAAGAUCUCCAACGAGAACUGGGAACAGAAGUGUACCGGCCUUCUUGAAUAAACUUUAUAAUAUGGUGAACGAUCCUCAGUCCAACGAUCUGAUCAUCUGGUCUGAAGCAGGGAAUUCUUUUUUGGGUGUGUAUAUCAGAUUGUUGAACGAUUUUACCGGCAAUGUACCUAAUCGCAAACUUCUUCAUUCAGUCAAAAGACCUCAAGAUUUCGCAAAGGAAGUACUUCCGCGAUUUUUCAAGCACAACAAUUUCAGCAGUUUUGUUAGGCAGCUGAAUAUGUAUGGAUUUCAUAAGAUUCCUCAUCUUCAACAGGGGGUACUCCAAUCUGACGGACAAUCCGAGCAAUGGGA
Molecule: messenger RNA, 554 nt
Organism: Acaulospora morrowiae
Lineage: Eukaryota; Fungi; Glomeromycota; Glomeromycetes; Diversisporales; Acaulosporaceae
Source: the annotation of a GenBank genome assembly